Mytilus californianus (California mussel) is the source of this 6284-nucleotide messenger RNA. RefSeq names its product zinc finger Ran-binding domain-containing protein 2-like. Gene Ontology annotation, biological process: RNA processing. The record is from RefSeq and is a predicted model, not a curated record. The transcript is spliced from 8 exons. The coding region runs from base 49 to 819 and encodes 256 amino acids. Gene Ontology annotation, molecular function: lipopolysaccharide binding; RNA binding. Lineage: Eukaryota; Metazoa; Mollusca; Bivalvia; Mytilida; Mytilidae.
GCAUUUAGCAAGGCGUUUUGCAAGGAAAAGCCAUUUUUCCCGAUAAAUAUGUCGUCGAGAUUCAAACCUAAUGAGGGCGACUGGAUCUGCAAUGAUACCAAGUGUGGCAAUGUCAACUUUUCUAGAAGAACUCAGUGUAACAAAUGUGGUAAAGAAAAGAAAGAUGGAUUGAUUUUUAAGAAAGGAGGAACAGAAAUAGGAAAAGGAUUGGCAGAAAAAAGUAAAGGUUUAUUUAGUGCUGAUGACUGGCAGUGUAAAAGUUGUGGGAAUGUAAACUGGGCCAGAAGAAUGACAUGUAAUUUGUGUAAUGCUCCUAAGUAUGGGAAAACUGAGCAAAGAACAGGAUUUGGAGGAGGUUAUAUGGAAAGGGACGAAGUUGUUGAAUAUGUACACCGGGAUGUUGAAGAAGAUGAUGCUUUAGUUGAUGAGUUUGGUAGAAAGAAAAAGAAAUUUAGAAAUUCUACUGAAACAAAGGUAAUUGAACCAGAACCAAAGCAUGAAGAAAAUGAGGAGCAAGAGGAGGAGGAGGAAGAAGAGGAUGAUGACGAUGAUGAGGAUGUAUCUAAAUACCAGCUAGAUUCUGAUGAGGAUGAUGAUGAUGGUGGUGAUGCAAGCAAAUAUGACCUCCAAGGAAGUUCUGAUGAAGAUGGCAAGAAAAGUAAAUCAUCAUCAAGAUCAUCAUCAAGGUCAUCUAGAUCUAAAUCACACUCAUCAUCAAGAUCAAGCUCAUCGUCUUCCUCUUCAUCAAGGUCAAGGUCCAGAUCAAGAUCAUCAUCUUGGUCAAAAAGAAAAAGAAGUGGGAAGUCCAGGUCAAGGUAACAGUAGGGUUACAUUGGUAAAGGUUAAAAGGUCAGGAUCACCCAGUCCUAAAACACGAAAACGGUCAAGAUCAAGAUCAUCUUCAUCUGAGAAAAGAAAAUCUGGAUCAAGGCGGUAGAGGUUUGGUGAUAAAAUGUGUCUUUUGAAAGGACACAUGUUCAGCUGAAUUAAUUUUCUUCAGACAAAUAUGUUUAUUUUAUAAUAAUUCUGAGUUAAUCGCAAUGAUUUAAAUACAUUUGAGAAAAUAUGAAGUUUUAGAUAAAAUAUGUCAUUUCAAAAAAUAACAACAAAACCAAAAUGAAAAUUAUUGAUCAACAAAAUAAUGACAGAAGACCAAAGAUCGACAAAAUAAAUCUUAAAAAACCCAGAGGAUGAACACAAAUGGUAGAUAAAUAGUUCCUGUAUAUAUUAUGGACACAAAAAAGAGAAGAGAUUGACUUAUAUUACAAUUCAGUUUUCUUGGUAAGCUGGCAUAAAAGUUCUGAAAAUGGAUUUUAUAAGUAAAAAAUGUUCAUGCUACACACUUGAGUUUCAGAAGUACAAAAAUGUACAAGGUCAGUACUGUAGCAGUUUACACUUUGAAAGUUUAAAUUUUAAAAUAAUUAUGUGAAGUAGUUUUAAGCACACCACCUUUUACUAAGAAGUGCCUAUUUUCAACUAAAGUACAUUUAUAGAUGACAAGAGAAAAUCGUUAUAAUGAUUAUUUUCCAUAAGAUUAGGAAAUUUGAUAUUUGUUUGUAAGGAAUUUUUUUUUUCUUUUUUAGAUAGUAUGGAAGUUAGCAGCUCAAAAUUGAAAGAACCAGUGACAUUAGUAGAGAAAAAUAUCAAAGAAAGCUUUGUUGUCUUAUUGUUGAAAUGACCAGUAAUAGGUUUAAAACGACAUUGGCCAUUUUAAUAUGCAAUAAUGUUAUCAUUUUCCUCCAUACUACUUAAAACAAAACAGUAUGCUUUACUUGUGUGAGUUUUUAUGGUGUUUAUAACCAGCUUUAAGUAUCUUGUUUAGUAGGAGCAAUAUUGCCUAGACACAGAUUUGAAAAUAUCUUUCUAAUUUGUAAACUUUUAUUUAUGACUAAAAAGUUCUUAUAUCUAAGGUCUUUUAAAUGCAGCCUAAAGUUUCUAAAUGAAGAAAAAUGAUAAAACAGUUAAAUAUCUAGAUAUGCUGACCAUAUGAUUUCAUAAUCACUUAUUAAAGUGAAUGUUUUCAUUUUUAUGCGUAGCUGGAAAACUUUCAACAAAUGUCUGUGCUAAUUCUAAUAUAAUUCUAGCAUUGACAACUUGUGAAUGAAAAAUGCUUAUCAGAAAAAACCUUUGCAUCCUUUAUCUCAUUGUUAAGAUUACAGUUCAUGGUUUGAUUUGAUACAUGUGUAUUUACAAAAUGUAUGCAUGUAUUUUUCCUUUAAGGGAAGGGUCUUCAAUCAAUUAAUUUCAAUGGGUUAUUUUAAAACUUUUACUACGUUUGAGAUAAAAAUUAAAUCAAAUUGAAAAAAACAAGUAAAACAGCUUUAAGUGAAUUGGUAUGUACACUUUGACAUGGUAUUGAUGAAAUCAGAAUUUUGGUCAUAAUAUGAUUUUCUUGUGAAGCAGUUUUUUUUUUACAUUAUAUUGUAUAUUAUAUAUCAUUGUAUUGAGCAUACCUUCAGAUUGCUAAGUUAUUAUUUGAAUAAUGUGUAAUAAGAUUAAUUCAUACAGAAAUUCAUGAAAUCAAAACCUAACCAGAAUUUUAAAAAAGAUCGUCUAUCCAGAAAGAAACAGUGUAAGAAUGUCUUAAUUUUGAAAAUUUAAAAAUAAAAAAGAUUUUUUUUUAUUGUUUUAAAAUAAAAUAAGAUGCUUUUUGUCUCGCCUUGACGGAGUCAAAAAGCGAGACAUAAGUAUGCUAUUUCCGGCGUCAGCGUCAACAAUGUAUUAGUUUGAGAUUAGGUCUAGUUCAUGGUGAACCACUAGUGGUAGGUCAAUGAUAUUUGGUAUGCAGUUGUAUUAGCAUUGGCACAUCUCAUUACCAUGGAGAUUAUUUGGCCCCGCCCCCUCAGUCAAGGUCUAUUGACUUUGAAACUUUUCAUAGUUUACAUGUAUUAGUUUGUGAUUAGGUCAAUUUAUGGGGAACCACUAGUGGUAGGUCAAUGAUAUUUGGUAUGCAGUUGUAUAAGCAUUGGCAUAUCUCAUUUCCAUGGAGAUUAUUUGGCUCCGCCCCCUAAGUCAUGGUCUAUAUACUUUGAAAAUUUUGCUUAGUUUACAUGUAUUAGUUUGUGAUUAGAUCAGUUUAAGAUGAACUGCUAAUGUUAAGUCAAUGAUAUUUUGUAUGCAAAUGUAUUGGCAUUUGCAAGUAUCGUUUCCAUGGAGAUUAUAUAGCCCCACCCCUGAUCAUGGUUCAUUGACUUUGAAACUUUUACAUAGUUUACAAGUUAAUGUUUGUGUUUAGGAUUGUUUAAAGGGAACGACUUAUGGUAUUUGGUAUGCAGUUGUAUUAGCAUUGGCACAUCUCAUUCCAUGGAGAUUGUUUAGCCAUGGACCUUCAGUCAUGGUUCAUCGACUUUGAAUAUUUGCAUAACUUACAUGUUAAAGUAUUGCUAUUUUAAUUUCAACAUUUGCAUUAUCAAAAUUACAAAAAGGCGAGACAUAUCUCUGUGAUAACAGUUUAUGUAAAGUUAGCUUAGUGGAUUUUUCUCCUUGCGAUUUCCUUUUUCUUAAUUUUUCUUUUUUUAAACAUAAUUAAAAGUAAGUUUCCUGCUUCGGGGAGUCAAGGGACUUAUCAUGUUGAAUAUGAUCAGUGUUUUUAUUUGUGAGAUGAGAAAUUCUGAGUAUUUUUACUGUUAAAUCUAGAUAGAAGCAAACUAGAUGUUUCAGGACCAUCAGAAGGCAACUGACAUUAUCCUAAAUUUAAGUCAAAGGGUUGUAAUUUUUUGAAUAAUUAAUUUAACUUUUACUUUAAUAAUCUUUGUCCCUGAAAAUGAAAAUAACAAUUACAUAUAUAAAAGAGUAAGCUAUAAAGGCCCAUCAUUUUAGGGAAUAAGUUGUUACCAAAAAGUACCUCUCAAAAUACAAGACAUGAUAAACUUUAAGUAUACAUGAUUUAGUGAAAGGAAAAUGUGCUCAGGCACUCCCAUUGACUUUCAAAUUUGUUACAGUCCUAAUGACAAAUGAAUGAGUUGGAAAUAUAAUAAAAUUUUCAAAAUAAAUAUAUGAGUAUAUUUGUUCAGUAAUUUUGUUAUAUGACAUUAUUGUCAGUCUAAUUAAUGACUGUUUUAAUAUAUAUUUUUGUUGCAUUUGUUUAAUGAGUGACAUUUUUACCAGUAAUAUAUAGACAUUUAUAGAUUAGUGAUAUAUAGCAUAUAUAUGUUAAGUAACUGAUCUAGUUUGAUAUUAGAGUAAGUGGAUGUUUUGGUCAGCCUGUUCACCAAGUGUCCAUUCCUAGAAAAUGGUUCAUGACAAAUAACUUAGCUCAGGGGAUACAGAACUAUAGCUCACUUGAAUAAUUUUGCAUUUUUUAGUCUGAAGAAAAGAAUGGUUCAAGGAACUGUUCUUUUAUUGCUGUAUUUCACUAAGUACCAUUUUUUGUUGAACAUUGUAAUUUAUUAAAAGGUAUGGAAUUGUCAAAAUGCAUUUCCUCUAACAUCUCUGAAGUAAGAUUGUUUUUGUUAUUGGAUUGAAGCUGUUUUGUUAAAGAAAGAAUGUAUUUAGUCUUAAAUAAUUUGUGGUUUUAAUUUUAACAUGAAAGUACAUUUGGGCUCUUUUUUUCUGGCAUUUUAAAUUUUUAGAAUAAGGUUUUGGUACUGUCAGAAGGUAUGUAUUGAAAAGGAUUGUUUUGAUAGCAAGUUAUGUAAAAAAAAAAUGGUAAGUAUUAUUUGAAUAAAAGGAGGUGGUAUUGGGCUACAUCGAUGACAACACUUAGCAACAAAACCAAACCAAAAGAGACAUCUGGAGGUCAAUAUAUGUUCUUCAAUGACUAGUGACCAUACCCUUUGUCAAUCUCUGAUUCACCCUUUUUUAUAAGCAAGUUUAUAAAUUUUAUGAGCAGAUUUUGAUGACAUCUUUUUAGUAUUCUACAUAAAUUUAUUUUUGGUCAGUGUUGAGUUAUUUCUGUUGCUGUAAAGGCAUAAUACCACAAAUGGUUGGUUAGCCAGAAAGGAAUAUUUUUCAAUUGGCCCAGGGGUCAGCUUUUAAAUGAAACUUUUAUUUGAAUAAAUGAGUUAAAAAGUAGGAUUAAAUAUUCAAUUAAUUAAUUUCCAUGUGGACAUCACAAUCAUGGUGUUACAAUAUUUCUAUCAGAAAACUGAGCAUUAUUUAGUUUUCACAUGUAAGGACUCUAAGUUGUUUUAAUCUAUUAAUAUUAUACAACAGUAAGACCAGUAUCCAGUCAGGGGUACUACUUAAACAAGUGAUUUCAGAAUCACUUCCUCGAGUGAUUUUGGCUGUGAAAUAUUAAAAAUUUUCACACAGACUUUUUAAAAUCACUGAAACAAGUAAUUUUAGAAGUUAAAAUGUAAUCACUUUAAUAAGUGUUUAUAACAUUUUCUUGAUAUUUUUCCCACAAGCUUGAUUUUUUUAUUGGUAAAAAGACAACAAUUCCUUUGAAAAAACAACUAUGUACAUGCAGAAAUUGUCUUUUGCUUGAUAAGCCUGACACUUUUACAGUUUUUUUAAAAUAUGCAAAAACUGGAAUAGUUUGUAGAUCAGGUCAUAACCUUGAAGUAGAUCAUUCUAACUCUAAAGAAAACCAAUCAGGUUACCUAAUAUUGUUGAUCUUUGUCUGAUAGUAAGAGUAGUUAAUGAAUUUUUGAUUACAGAAAAAUUCCCAAGGGUACUUUUAAAAGCUUUAGCGCACUAACUUCCUGCCCAAGCGCACUGGUGAAAUUAAUAUACAAAGAAAAAGGGAUAAUUGGUUUAUGUAGGAAAAUUAUAGAAAAGAUUGUGAAAAUAUGGAAAAUCAAUGAAAUUAGCAUUUGAAGAUCAAAGAAAACACUAAAAUCACUUAAAUAGGUGAUAACUGAAUUUAUCAAAUCACUGAAAUAAGUGAUGAUGAAAUCACUUGUUUAAGUAGCACCCCUGACUGAUAUCAGUAGAAUACUGUUCAGGUCAGCCACUAUUCGCCGGUUCAUACAACUGUAAUAUAUUUGUAUGAUGCUACUGGUAAGUAACUGGAUCCCAGUCUGCAGUGAUACCUUUGUAUGAUGCUAUUGGUAAGUUACUGUAACCCAAUAUGCAAUACCGGUAGUUGUGUAUGAUGCUAUUUGUAAGUGACAUCCCAGUCUGCGAUAAUACUUGUGUGUGAUGCUAUUGGUAAGUGACUGUAUCCUAGUCUGACAAUGUUGACUAGGUGAUUUAGUUGUCUGCACAUUUUGUUGUUGCUUAAUUUUGCAUGCAUUGAUGAAUUUGUCAAUCAUUAAUGAAAUAGUUGUAUUUUUACAUGUGCCAGAAUAAAUAACUAUGUAUUUAGACAAUAAUAAUCAAAUAAACUAUUUGGAACUAAA